Molecule: messenger RNA, 912 nt
Organism: Branchiostoma floridae (Florida lancelet)
Lineage: Eukaryota; Metazoa; Chordata; Leptocardii; Amphioxiformes; Branchiostomatidae
Product: fibropellin-1-like
Exons: 5
Coding region: 1-912 (303 amino acids)
Molecular function (GO): calcium ion binding
Source: RefSeq, a predicted model, not a curated record
AUGUGGACGGUUCUGCUCUUCGUCUCCGCUCUGUUUGCCUGGCCGGACUCGUCGAAAGGUCAACACGUUUACCUGGCGACCCACGACGGUUGGUCCUUUUAUAAGGUUCGCACUUCCGGCCCGAUGACCAAUGCCAACGUCAAGGCCGCAUGUGAGGCGGCGGGGAUGAGCUACCCGUGCCACAGCUCAGGUAUGGCUGGGUGUACCGGCUACUGGACCUCAGACUGCAUCAGGUAUGACAUCGUUGCUAGCUGUUAUACCCUUAGCGUCCUGUCGGGAAACAUGUGUGGGAUACUUGACGCCGUUGGCAGCUGUCAGCCCCUUGAUGACACCUUUGUGUACAUCCCUGGCUGGCGAAGUGACAACAGUGCUUACGGAGUGGACUACGAGACUCACACCUGGGAGCUACAUGGGGCAAACUAUCACAACAUGUACGCGCUGUGUGCAGAUAUAAAUGAGUGCGAGACCUCCCCAUGUGUCCAUGGAAACUGUUCCGAUGAUGUGGGGGGUUACACUUGUACUUGUGAAAACGGUUGGGAAGGGGCCAACUGUGAUCAAGAUAUCGACGAGUGUGCGAGUAACCCUUGCUGGCUGGGAGGGACAUGCCUGGAUCACGUGGCCGGCUACAGCUGUGUCUGUCCUAAAGAUGCCACCGGCAAGAACUGUGAAAUUGGGCCAUUUGCUGGAGAAUGCUACGAGUUCUCAACCGUGGCUUUAACCCAUCGUGAGGCGACAGAGGCCUGCAACACCAAUGGUGGCCGCUUGGUGGACGUGAAAGACGGCAAGCAACAGCGUUUCCUCGCUGACAACAUUGCAGCCACGAGUGGUGUCUCCAACUGGUUGGCAAUGACCAGUGCCCAAACGCCCAUCUUCUACAGCGACGGGUCGCCUUGCUCAGGUAUGACUCCCUGA